Thamnophis elegans (Western terrestrial garter snake) is the source of this 1949-nucleotide messenger RNA. It is a transcript of the gene SLC2A8, whose product is annotated as solute carrier family 2 member 8. The transcript is spliced from 11 exons. NCBI's taxonomy places the organism in Eukaryota, Metazoa, Chordata, Lepidosauria, Squamata, Natricidae. Gene Ontology annotation, molecular function: transmembrane transporter activity. The record is from RefSeq and is a predicted model, not a curated record. Gene Ontology annotation, cellular component: membrane. Bases 151 to 1638 code for a protein of 495 amino acids. Gene Ontology annotation, biological process: transmembrane transport.
UGCGUCUUUACCCCUGGUUAGAUUUGGGUCGGCGGGGAAGCGCCGCUCUUGGUGGGGCUGGGAUUAUAAAAAAAAGGAGUGGGGGGGAAAGGGACUUAAAACCACGUUGCCCUAUCGCUAAUCGUCUACUUUGGGGCACAGCCAAAGAAAAUGGCUUCCGGAGAAGAAUAUAGACCCCUUGUGGAGACUAACCCAGAGACGGAAUUGAAUGCUGCCGGAAGACCUUCUCAGCUGGAGAUUUAUUUGAGCAAAGUCCAAAACCACAAUCUCUACUUGGCCACUUUCGCCGCUGUCUUAGGACCCCUCAGUUUUGGCUUCGUCCUGGGCUACAGCUCGCCGGCUAUCCCUAGUUUGAAGCGAAGUCACAACUCAGAGCUAAGGCUAGAUGACACCCAAGCAUCGUGGUUUGGGUCUGUGGUUACGCUGGGGGCCACUGCUGGAGGGACACUUGGGGGAUACGUGGUGGACAAAAUUGGCCGGAAACUUAGCCUAAUGCUCUGCGCAAUCCCGUACGUGUUUGGUUUCUUGGUCAUUAUCUCAGCCCAGAACAUCUGGAUGCUUUACCUGGGACGACUGCUGUGUGGCUUGGCCAGUGGUGUCACAUCCUUGGUAGUUCCGAUAUAUAUAUCUGAAACAUCUCACUCUAAGAUCCGAGGAGUCCUGGGCUCAUGCGUUCAACUGAUGGUCGUGACUGGCAUCCUGGGAGCUUAUCUAGCAGGGAUGGCUCUGGAAUGGCGCUGGCUGGCAGUGCUGUGCUCCGUCCCUCCCUGUUUCCUGCUGGGGCUCAUGGCUUUCAUGCCCGAGACCCCUCGCUUCCUGCUACGCCAGAACCAGCAGUCGGAAGCCAUCGCGGCCUUGCAAUUCCUGCGGGGCCCACUGGUGGAUCACGAGUGGGAAUGCCGAGAGAUUGAAGCCAACGUCAACGAACAGCAAGAAAUGAGCCUUGCCGAGUUCAAGAACCCCUCCAUCUACAAGCCGUUCCUGAUUGGAGUAGCCAUGAUGUUCUUCCAGCAAGCAUCCGGGAUCAAUGCCUUGAUGUUUUACGCGGAAACGAUCUUUGAAGAGGCUAACUUUAAGAACAGCAGUGCUGCUACCGUCAUCGUUGGCUCUAUCCAAGUUGUCUUCACCGCAACGGCAGCUCUCAUUAUUGAUAAAACCGGGCGAAAAAUUCUUCUCAUUAUCUCGGGAAUUAUCAUGGCUGCCAGCGCCACAGUGUUUGGGAUCUAUUUCAGAAUUACCGUCCCCAGCCCCAGCAAUUCCUCCCAUCUCCAGUUGCUGGACGCCCCCCUUAUGGAGGAAGGACACCCCCUGGCCUGGUUAGCAGUGCUGAGCAUGAGUUUCUUCAUUAUGGGUUUUGCCUUGGGCUGGGGCCCCAUCCCCUGGCUGGUGAUGUCCGAAAUAUUUCCCCUGAGGGCCCGAGGAAUCGCCAGCGGGGCCUGCGUCCUCACCAACUGGCUCAUGGCUUUCCUGGUCACCAAGGAGUUCCACGACCUCACGGUCUUUCUAACCCCUUAUGGGACCUUCUGGUUAUUCUCAUCCACCUGUUUGCUCAACGUGAUCUUUACCAUCGUCUGCGUUCCCGAAACUAAAGGGAAAAGCCUAGAAGAGAUCGAGGCGCAUUUUCGCACGCCGCGUUAAGGAUCUCAACGCGCGAUAUUUUAUUUUUUUGCCCCUUCAUCGUGGAUUUCCAUAAAUUGGUGGCGAAGACAUUGGUUGGGGAGGCCAAAAGACUCCUGUUUGUUUUGUUUUUCCGAGGAGAAUGAUCUGAUGAAGAUGGCACCGCGGUUCGGGCCAGUUCCAGAAAGGAGCGAAAAUGACACUAACGAAAGCGGUGCUCCUUUUUCUGAUGUGCAGGCCCAGGGGGCUCAGGUUUCCUGAUGUAAAUCUUUUGACAUUUGAAACGAGGAUACUGUUUGAGUGUGGCUUCAAUAAAUGACUGUUAAAAACCA